UUCUUCUUAGUGCUAUAAUAACAACAUACACAGUGAAUGAUAUCAAAAGAAAACCUGUUUUUAGAUUUCACAUCGAAGCGAGAGAGCUUGUUUGGAAUUUGGCGAUAUUUGUUCCAUUUUAGUGGUUUUCCCUUUGUUGGACAGAAUCUGCAGCCAUGCAUGCUCCGGUCCUUGUUCUCAAUGAAGGCAUAAAGCGGGAGACAGGAAAUAAGGUCCAUUAUGCCAAUAUUCAAGCAUCAAAGGCUGUUGCAGAUAUUAUUCGGACUACACUGGGUCCCCGAUCCAUGUUGAAAAUGCUCCUUGAUGCACAAGGAGGUAUUGUGGUUACAAAUGAUGGCAAUUCUAUUUUGCGAGAGCUGGAUGUGGCACAUCCAGCUGCCAAGUCUAUGAUCGAGCUAAGUCGCACUCAAGAUGAGGAAGUAGGUGAUGGAACCACCUCUGUUAUAGUCUUAGCUGGUGAAAUGUUGCAUGUUGCUGAAGCUUUCAUUGAGAAGGCAUUCCACCCCACAGUAAUUUGCAGAGCUUACAGUAAAGCUCUAGAGGAUGCUAUUGCUGUUCUUGACAAGAUUGCCAUUCCUAUUGAUGUGAAUGAUCGGCCAACUUUGUUGAAAAUGGUUAGAAGCUGUAUUGGCACUAAAUUUACUGGCCAGUUUGGAAAUCUGAUUGCGGAUUUAGCCAUUGAUGCAACAACAACUGUGAGUGUUGAAACUGGGAACGGUAUGCACGAAGUUGAUAUAAAGAAAUAUGUUAAAGUUGAGAAGGUUCCUGGGGGCCAAUUGGAAGAUUCCAAGGUUCUUAAGGGUGUUAUGUUUAACAAGGAUGUUUUAGCACCUGGAAAAAUGAGGAGAAAAAUCUUGAACCCAAGAAUCAUUCUUUUGGAUUGUCCACUAGAGUACAAAAAGGGAGAAAACCAGACAAAUGCAGAGUUGAUUAAAGAAGAGGACUGGGGUGUCCUGCUGAAGAUGGAAGAAGAAUAUAUUGAUAAGAUAUGUUCCCAAAUAUUAAGCUUCAAGCCAGAUUUAGUCAUCACUGAGAAGGGCCUUAGUGAUCUUGCAGCUCAUUAUUUGAGCAAAGCAGGAGUGAGUGCCAUUCGAAGGUUGAGGAAACAAGAUAACAAUAGAAUUGCCAAAGCUUGCGGAGCAACAGUUGUAAAUAGACCAGAAGAAUUGCAAGAAAGUGAUGUGGGAACUAGAGCAGGAUUGUUCGAGGUUCAAAAAAUUGGUGAUGAAUAUUUUUCUUUUAUUGUUGACUGCAAGGAUCCAAAAGCUUGCACAGUUUUGUUAAGAGGUGCAAGCAAAGAUUUAUUAAAUGAGGUGGAGCGAAAUCUUCAGGAUGCAAUGUGUGUUGCCCGAAACAUGAUAAAGAAUCCUAAGCUCGUUCCAGGUGGUGGCGCAGCUGAGCUUACUGUAUCGGCUACAUUGAAGCAAAAGAGCUCAUCAGUAGAGGGUGUAGAAAAGUGGCCUUAUGAAGCAGUGGCACAAGCUUUCGAGGCAAUUCCACGAACUUUGACUCAGAAUUGUGGUGUGAAUGUUGUUAGAACCAUGACAGCAUUGCAAGCAAAGCAUGCCAAUGGAGAAAAUGUGUGGAUUGGGAUUGAUGGAAACACUGGAGAAAUCACAGAUAUGAAAGAACGUGGGAUAUGGGAUGCUUAUAAUGUGAAGGCACAGACAUUUAAAACAGCUAUUGAGGCAGCCUGUAUGCUUCUGAGGAUCGAUGACAUUGUGAGUGGCAUAAAGAAGAAACAACCUCAAGGUGGUCCAACAAAACCACAGUCCCAAGUAGAGGAUGGUGAAAAUGUUGACAGUGAACAGAUGAUUCCAGAGUAAUUGGCUAUGUAGCUACAAUGAACUGAAGUUCAAAACCAGCGGUUAACCUUGAGCUUGGUAUGGUGACAUUUGUUAUGAAUAGCCUUUAUAGCCUUUUCUAAUAGGGGAACAUAAUUAAUUGUUGAAAGGCAUCAUUUUAUAAUGAUUAAAAUUGAGAGUGAGGACUUCAUUUUAUUUUGCGGGGUAUUAUCAAUUUCUGCCUGUUUUAUGGGGGUUUUUUCUCCCUGUUUUUGACUCUGUAAGUAUGUAUUUUUUUUUUCUUAUCUAAUUGUGGAGAAGUUUAUUUUGGAGGAUUCAGCUUA
This is a messenger RNA of Cryptomeria japonica (Japanese cedar), 2128 nucleotides long. RefSeq names its product T-complex protein 1 subunit gamma. The record is from RefSeq and is a predicted model, not a curated record. Lineage: Eukaryota; Viridiplantae; Streptophyta; Pinopsida; Cupressales; Cupressaceae. The transcript has 15 exons. Gene Ontology annotation, cellular component: chaperonin-containing T-complex. Gene Ontology annotation, molecular function: ATP hydrolysis activity; ATP-dependent protein folding chaperone; ATP binding. Bases 156 to 1826 code for a protein of 556 amino acids. Gene Ontology annotation, biological process: protein folding.